AUGGAUUCAUUGAAGUUUUUAAGACAUAUCUCAUUAAUAAUUUCGACAAUAUUUAAAUAUUUUACAAGCGGACCCCCACAACCAUCAUGGAAUUUAAAACUUUAUUUAUCAAUAGAAUUACUUCGAUCACUUUUUUGUUCGUAUUCUGGAACAAUUGAAGAGUUACAACAGAGUAAUAGAAAUGAGGACAUCCCCUCUCAUGUUAAAAUUGAUAAAGUAAUUAUUUCACAUGAAUAUAGAAUUAAUGCUCAGGCAUACAUUGAAAGACUUGUAAAACCUUACGAAGUUGCUAUUGAUCCGAUUUGGAAAUCUCCCAGAAAUAAUGGAAUAAAUGGUGAAUUAAUUAUGAAUAAAGAUUGGAAUUUUAAUAAUGAAGAAGGUAGUUGGGAAAAAGAAAAAAUUGUCAUAUUCUUACAUGGUGGAGGUUACUGUUGUGGAAAUAUUGAUUCUAGUCGUGAAAUCCUUUGCGAGAUAUCGAAAAUAUCUGGCGCUCGUAUAUUAGCAAUUGAAUAUCGACUGGCACCACAACAACCCUUUCCCGCAGCGUUAUGUGAUGCUCUAGCAGCUUACUUAUAUCUAAAAAAUCCACCCAAUGAUACUAGAUUUAAACCGUAUAAGCCAGAACAGAUAGUCUUGCUUGGGACUGGUAUAGCUUUAUGGAGUCCAUGGGUAGACCAAACACAUAGUAUGCCAUCAUAUUCUGAUCAAAUGUUGGAUGAGAUAGAUUAUGUACCACGAAGACUGGGAAACGUAUUUGCAAAUAGACCUUCAAUUGCGUUAAGUGAAUUUAAACAGAGAGCAGAAACCAUUACAAGAAAGAUCCAACAAUCCGAAAUCAAACUAAUUGGUGAUGAGUCUUUAAAGAGAAUUGGACAGCCCAUUAACCUGUAUGUGGUAAAUGAAGGGCUUGCUAUCCCAUAUGUUAGUCCUGUUUUAGCUGAAUCUCUUGGUGGUUUACCUCCGAUGUUAAUUGAAACGGGAAAUGUAGAGCGAUAUCGUGAUGAAGCAAUUUACCUUUCUUAUCGAGCUUCUAAUCCAGAAAAAUAUCGUUUACCAGCUUACGAAACUGACUUUGAUAAUUCGCAUUUUAAAUCUCAGACCGAAGUUACACUUGAAGUAUUUGAUGAAAUGUUUCACGCAUUUCAGGCUUUUAAAUAUUGUGAACCAGCGAAAGUGUCAAUUAACAGAACUUGUAACUUUAUUUCCCGUGUAACACGAGAAGCAAUUUUAGCCAAUCCUCUUCCACUUAGGUUCAGUGUUUUAAGAAUAAGUUAUGAUGGGGAAGUCCGGCCUUUAAAUGAAUCAAGCAUUAAUCAUAUCUUGAGAUGGGAUCAAGUUGGAGUAUAUCCAGGUGUUUAA
This is a messenger RNA of Funneliformis mosseae, 1359 nucleotides long. The record is from the annotation of a GenBank genome assembly. Lineage: Eukaryota; Fungi; Glomeromycota; Glomeromycetes; Glomerales; Glomeraceae.